CCGUUAAUCAUUGCCCUCACGAGCAUGAAUGAUCUCUCUGUGGCAGGAAUGGUGAUGGCGUCACUCUAUUACACGCGCCUCUUAACCCUGCUCUCUUUCUUCAUCUUCCUCUUCCUCUUCCCCUUCUCUAACCCUUUAUUCUCUCCUUCAUCCGUCCUCACCAACUCCCAAUUCGAAGGCUUCGACGAUGACGCCGACAGAAUCGACGAUGCUGGCGACGACGACUCCUCACUCCUUUCCCCACGCGCACUCGUCCUUCCCUCACCGUCACCUCCCAACCCGACCCAACUCCAUCCAUUGAUCCCUCCCUGCCCAACCCGAAUCCUAACUCGAUUCCCGAUUCGGACUCUCCAUCUACCGAGUUCAAAGACUUACCCUUCCAAAUCCAGUAGAAAUCGCCCCUCGAUACCCCUGCAAUUAUUGAAAAUGCCACUCCCUCUGAUUCCGAUCCUAAACCCUCUGCCGACCCCAAACCCCCUCAGUGCCGAGAUCGCAUGUGGAGACGGCCGUGAUUUUCAAGAAGAACUUCAGUCUUUUGGGCGUUGGACGGCGGCGAUGGCAACGAUUCACCCUUGCUGUUAAACGAAGGGCAUAACAUGUUAAAGUUCUACAUGAGUGGGCGGAGAUGCUGCUAGGGGCUUCUGGUGACGAUGGAGCUCAAUAGCUGCCAUGAUUUGAUCUCCUCCAU
Molecule: messenger RNA, 688 nt
Organism: Pyrus x bretschneideri (Chinese white pear)
Lineage: Eukaryota; Viridiplantae; Streptophyta; Magnoliopsida; Rosales; Rosaceae
Exons: 2
Coding region: 25-582 (185 amino acids)
Source: RefSeq, a predicted model, not a curated record